Molecule: messenger RNA, 3964 nt
Organism: Aspergillus nidulans FGSC A4
Lineage: Eukaryota; Fungi; Ascomycota; Eurotiomycetes; Eurotiales; Aspergillaceae
Product: vWFA and PH domain-containing RING finger protein
Exons: 4
Coding region: 1-3501 (1166 amino acids)
Biological process (GO): calcium ion transmembrane transport
Source: RefSeq, a predicted model, not a curated record
AUGUGGAAACACCGUCCCCCAUCGCGAUCUGAUUCAAAGUCUGGCACCGUCGAUUCAGGCGAGCGUGGAUUCUUUGGCUGGUCGAAGAAGAAGACUCCGCUUUCUUUUGCGCGUCCGGAAUCCCCCGCUCGUUCGCCUUUACGGCCCUUUCGCUCGCUUUCUCGCGCGGAUCGUGCGGACUCCAGUUUUUCUAGCCACACUGCGGCUUCGCGGGCUCGCGCUCCUUCGGCUUUGACCGCUGAUUCCUAUUAUUCCGACGCACCCAGAUCGGCCGCUCAAUUCAGCGCUUAUUCCAACCGCAGUGUCUCCAGGACCUCAUCGCACGAGACCUUCAACACUCUUCCUGGGAGGCCAAUGGCAGGAUUGAUGGACGUCGACCGCAGUCGCUCGCGGAGAGAGCGCACUUUCGUUGGCAGCGAAUGUGCCGUCUGUGAAGAGCCGUUAGAACAUACCCUGCGCGGGGAGCGUGUGCUCCAAUUCUCGUGCGCUCAUGUCGCCCACGAAGCGUGUUUUUACGAAUACCUGCGCGAGAUCGAGGGUCAGUACUGCCCCACAUGUGAUGCGCCAUUGGGGCUUGACUCGACGCGAGGGGGAAACGUGCUAGAUAUUGGUAAGCAACUGUCCGAUCCACGUGCCGACGGGGCUGACGGAGCUAUAGAGAAACUGAGCAAUAUAGUGCGCUCCGUUAACAGUGAUGCGAUGACGCAGCGAAGCGGGCUGACGACUCCUACACCUUGGGACUCGGUCACUAGCCGACAGAACCCGCCAAGUGAGGUGGGGGGUCGGCCGUAUCCUACGAGUGACGUGGGAAGUCGGCCAUACCCUGCUAGUGAUGCAGGAAGUCGGCCGUAUAACCGCGAUAGUCGGGACACGUACAGCAACCGACGGGAUAGCAAAGACACCGGAAUGCAGCGUGAGCGGAUUGAGCGUCUGGCAUCAGUGUCUCGACAUCACUCCCGGAACGGUAGCGCGGCUGGGUCGUCUGGCGAAUAUCAUGAAGGCCGCCGUCACGACUACGAUCUCCAGGCUAUGGAAUCUGAUCUUAGCCCUCGCACUGCCCCCACGACGAAGAAUCCAAUCCCGGCCCCCAUUGUCACUAUCCGUAGUGAAUUCCCUACCAUCAGUCGAUCUCGUCAACAACAGUCGCUCACUUGCUUGAUCACGGUUGAAGUUCCGGAGGGCAAUUGGCGUCCAGACACCGAUGAUCUGCGGACUGGCUCGACGCAUUCGCUGCCCAAGGAUGAGCCCUAUCCGUCGCGGUUUCCGUCCGUGCCAGAGAAGCCCGCUCCUUUUGAGCCGCAGGAGAAUCUUGAUGAGAUUGCCGAAGAACUGAGGGCCAAAGUAGACAACUGGCAUGGCCUGGAAUUUCAACGGUUUGGCAAACUUCGCUUGCAUGGCCAUAUGCGAGUGGGCAAGGAUCGUGAAUCUUGGCAGGAUUUGGAAUGCUAUCUGUUUCACGAAAUGCUUAUUUGCGUGAAGGAGAGGCGCGUACCGGAACACCACUACGAUCCGCAGAUGGUGAAACCUCGACCACGCUGCACUCUUAAGGGCUCAAUUCUUAUCAGGAAGCACCUGAAAACCAUUGAAGACGUUGCUGGUAUGGGUACCUCUUCUGUCAUCAAACAUGAGCUAACGUCAUUAGAUGAGCCCGUUCUCACCUUGCACCUGUCGGUCAGCGAACUUCCGUGUUUCUAUCUUCGUUUCCCCAAUCGCAGUCAGCUAGAUAUCUGGCGCCGUGCUCUCCUGGAUAACACAGCCGAAUCUCUUCGAAGCCCUGAGCUUGACUUUGACCGCCACUCUGGAGUAGAAGAAGAUGAUUACCGUAAUGGCAACAUGAAACGGCAAGCAUCGUUGAACUCUUCUCAUGGUGCGGCGCGUUCGAACAACACGGCCAUCACAGACUACACGAACAUGGGGGUUGAAAGUGUGCUAUCGCCGUCGAUUCACAUUCCCGUUGACAUUGUUGUUGUGAUUCCGGUCUCGUCUUCGAUGCAGGGAUUGAAGAUUACCCUCCUUCGCGACUCUCUGAAAUUCCUUGUUCAGAAUCUUGGUCCACGUGAUCGCAUGGGAUUGGUGACAUUCGGCUCAAGUGGAGGAGGCGUGCCCCUAGUUGGGAUGACGACAAAGUCUUGGGGGGGAUGGUCCAAGAUUCUGAGCUCCAUCCGACCUGUUGGACAGAAGAGCUUGCGCGCGGAUGUGGUCGAGGGAGCCAACGUCGCCAUGGAUCUGCUGAUGCAGCGGAAGUCGUCGAACCCGGUGUCUAGUAUCCUUCUGAUUAGCGACUCGUCUACUUCGGACCCUGACAGCGUGGACUUUGUCGUUUCCAGGGCCGAAGCUGCCAAGGUGGGAAUUCACUCGUUUGGUCUAGGAUUGACGCAUAAGCCGGACACCAUGAUCGAGCUGUCGACGCGGACCAAGGGCUCGUACCUCUAUGUGAAGGAUUGGAUGAUGUUGCGGGAAUGCGUGGCUGGCUGCCUGGGAGCCAUUCAAACAACAUCGCAUCAGAACGUCAAGCUGAAGCUGCGACUCCCAGAAGGCUCCCCGGCCAAGUUCGUCAAGAUCAGCGGUGCGUUGCACACUACCAAGCGAGCUACCGGACGGGACGCCGAGGCUGCUCUUGGAGACUUGCGGUUUGGCGACAAGCGCGAUGUUCUCGUGCAGCUUGUCAUUCCACCCGACAACGCUACCCAUGAAACCCCACCGCAAGAUCCUUGGGAAAGUCUGGUAUCCGGGCUGGAAGCUCUAGGCGGCGGAUUAGACGGUGACGAUCAACGCGUCUUGAGUGUAGAGGAGGUGCCGCUAAUCCAGGCCGACCUGACUUACGGCGAUUUACUUCGUGAGGGUCAUCUCACACACUCACCACGACCGUCUCUUCUAGCAAUCACGAUGCUUCCACCGAGCCCUCGACACAAGGGUGGUAGACCGUCGACGCCUCCGAUUCCUCCUCAUCCGUCUAUAGUGCAACGCCGCAUGGAGCUGCUUACUUCAGACAUGUUGACGCGGGCUCUGACGCUUGUGUCGCGCUCACAGCACGAUCGGGCUCAACACCUACUGAACGAAACCCGAAGUAUUCUCAAAGGCCUAGGCAAGGGUAGCCUUCCGCCUCUUCCACCACCGGCCGCAAAAGGCUUGGCCGAGCCGGAGUCCCGUGGCGAAACGCCCACCUCAGACUCUCCCAAGUCCUCCUUCGCCAGCCACUCGUCGGCUGCCUCCGACACUGCCACCAUCACCCCAGUUGCGGCAGUAGACACUCAGACGAUGAUGGCCCUCGACGGCGACCUUCAAGCCGCUCUCGAGUGGAUCAAUCACCCGGCUGUCUUUGGCCGGGACUCGCGCAAGGCGGUGCUGCAAAGCAUCGGCGUGAUUUCCUCGCAGCGGGCAUACACCUUCCGCUCGCCCUCUGAAGAGCACUGGGCACAGCGCAUCUCGGGCGUGCGCCGUUUGAUCGAGCGUUCGAAAGAAUGGCGCGAAACUGGCGACGACGCAUUGACCGAAGAAUAGUUAUGACCUCUCUUUUCCCAUUUCCUUACCUUAUCCCUGUUUUUCCUUACUGGCUGGGCUAUCUUACCUUACAUUUUCUUCGUUUCGCCUCGUUUAUGAUACCACUUUGUUGUUCAAUUGUAUGUUCAUGUUCAACAGGGGCUGUGCGGCAUGAUACCACGGUUUACUUAUCUAUUUACCCACUUACUACUACUCUACCUACACUAAUCUCUUCUAUCCAUAUUACCUUUCUUUACCCAUCUCCUUUCAUUUAUUUAUCUAUUUAUUUAUUUUUUUCAUCUUUUUUUUUCACCUACUCUUGCUCUUGGAUCGUUUGUUAUAUACUGGAUAUUGGUUGGGAUGGAUUCUGGUCAUGACAUGAUUGAUGUACCAAUGGACUGUCCAAUGCUUCGCUCGGAUUGGGUUGGCUGUCUGCCUUGCUUGUAUUAGGUGUUGCAAUAGUUUGUAUAAGAAAAGAAUUCAU